AUGGUGACUUUUAGGAAACAGUAUGCAGUGGCCAGACCCGUGUACUCAGAGGACAGCUUUGCUGAAGAUUAUGAGAAAAUCCACAGGGUGCGCAAAACAACCCUGGACCAUGUGAAACACUUCCUGACCUGUGAUUCAAAACGUGCCAAGAAUGCAGUGCUCUCUCUUCUGCCCAUCAUUGGCUGGAUGAGGAUCUAUCGGAUUAAAGAAUGGCUGCUGGGUGAUGUGGUGUCUGGGAUUAGCACUGGACUGGUGGCCAUUAUGCAAGGAUUGGCCUUCGCUCUGCUGGCCGAGCUGCCUGCGAGCUACGGCCUCUAUACAGCUUUCUUCCCCAUGCUUACAUAUUUCUUCCUCGGCUCUUCAAGACAUAUAUCUGUAGGGGCCUUCCCAGUCCUGAGCCUGAUGGUAGGGGCUGUGGUGGUCCGCCUGGUCCCGGACUUAGGAACACCGGCUAACUUCACUUCCUUUGAGGGCCUGAACAAGACUGAGCAGAGAGUCCUGGUGGCCUACUCUCUGACCUUUCUCGUGGGAAUUUUUCAACUUGCCAUGGGCGUACUUCAGGUCGGCUUCAUUGUUUUGUACCUGUCCGACACUUUGGUUUCUGGUUUCACCACAGCAGCUGCUGUUCACAUCCUGGUGUCCCAGCUCAAGUUUGUGUUGGGGUUGACUGUUCCAGGCAUCAGUGGACCACUGUCUAUCAUUUAUACCCUAGAGAAGGUCUUUGUCCAAAUCACCUCCACCAACAUCUGUGACCUGGUGAUGUCCAUAGUGAUCAUGGUGGCAGUUUUCAUUGUGAAAGAGCUAAAUGACAGAUUCAAAGCCAAGCUGCCUGUUCCCAUCCCCAUUGAGGCUGUCAUGACUAUCAUAGCUUGUGGGGUUUCCUAUGGCUUCAACUUCGAGACAAGAUAUAAUGUUACCAUUAUUGGCACAAUGGUUGGUGGGUAUGAGCCACCUACUGCGCCCAGCGUGGAGGUGAUCCAGGACAGCGCUGUGGAGGCUUUUCCUAUAGCCAUAGUGGGUUUUGCUGUUGCCUUCUCUGUGGCCAAAGUCUACGCUAUCAAACAUGACUACACCAUUGAUGGAAACCAGGAGCUCAUUGCAUUUGGGGUCAGCAACAUAUUUGGUGCAAGCUUCAGGUCGUUUGCAGCUAGCACAGCGCUCUCCAGGACGGCUGUGCAGGAGAGCGCAGGAGGCAAAACACAGAUUGCAGGGCUGAUCUCGGCCCUGAUGACAAUGAUUGUAACUUUGUGGCUUGGCUUCCUGCUGGAGCCGCUCCCCACGUCUGUCCUGGGUGCUUUGGUCAUUGUCAACCUGAAGGGCAUGCUGAUGCAGUUCAGAGAAAUCCCCUACUUAUGGAGGAGGGACAAAAUAGAAUGUGUGGUGUGGGUGGGAACAUGUCUGGGUGCCAUCCUACUGGGACUGGAUCUUGGUCUGGCGGUGGGCUUGGGGGUGGAGCUAAUCACUGUCAUCUUGAGGACUCAAUUCCCCCGCUGUUCUGUCUUGGCUAACAUCCCAGGGACGGACCUCUACAAAGACCGCAAAGAUUACAUGCAUAUUUUCGAACCAAAGGGAGUAAAAAUCUUCAGGAUACCCUCGCCUAUCUUCUUCGCCAAUGUUGAGUUCUUCAGGGACAAGCUCAUAGAGGCUGUUGGGUUCAACCCUCUGAGGGUUUUGAGGAAACGGAACAAGGCUCUGAGCAAAAUCAGGAAACUGUUGAAGGACAGGGAUGAUGAAAUUAAAGAGAAAGGAACAAGGGGUUCAUACCGUCAUAUGGCUGGUGACUCUUGCAUGAAUGAUGAGGAUUUGGAUCCGUCCCCUAACCUCAAGGACCUUCCUCUUUGCAUAGACUGGAAUGGCGAGAUUCCCCUCAGCAUCAGUGUUCCCAGAGUGGACCUCCACAGCCUGAUUCUGGACUUUGCUGCUGUCUCCUUCUUGGACAUCUCUGGACUGAAGGGACUCAAAACGACACUCAGAGAGCUCCUCCGUGUUGGUGUGGAUGUUUACAUUGUUUCUUGUGACGUGUACAUCCUGGAGAAACUACACAACUGUAUGUUCUUCGAUGACGAGAUUCAGACCUCCAUGUUCUUCCCGACCCUUCAUGACGCCAUGCUCCAUGUGCUGGAAAAACACAAGGAGGACAAAAGUAUAGGCUGGGUGUUAGCAGAUAGCAGACUCUAG
This is a messenger RNA of Plectropomus leopardus (leopard coralgrouper), 2178 nucleotides long. Its product is annotated as chloride anion exchanger-like. The record is from RefSeq and is a predicted model, not a curated record. Lineage: Eukaryota; Metazoa; Chordata; Actinopteri; Perciformes; Serranidae. Gene Ontology annotation, molecular function: secondary active sulfate transmembrane transporter activity. Gene Ontology annotation, cellular component: membrane. Gene Ontology annotation, biological process: sulfate transmembrane transport.